UUUUCGUCUUGCUUUAUCUUAUCUACUCAUUCCUCCUUGACGGUUUACUAGUGUAAUGUCCUCCUCUCUGUCUUUGGGAUAGGAAUUCCACAAGAUGACGGAGUAGAGGUUUACAGCUUCCAAACCAUAUCGCUCAUAAUGUGGUGACGGGGAUUAUUAUUAUUAUGAUGCUGUUAUAACGCAUACCACAUUUGUGGAAAAGCUGAGUUUUUUCCAAAUUGUACAAAUGUAUAUUGCAAUUUUUCAUACUCAUUUGACAAGAACUUCUAAUUCAGCCCUUAAAGUGAUUAUUUCUUAUGAUUGCCUCCAUUUUUUUACGUCUUGGAACCGUUUAUUUUCACUUGUGUUUAUGUCAGAUCUUCCUGGCAUACUUUUAUCUAUUCCCCCUUUGCUAGAAGUGUUGUUCUUUUCCAGUGAAACAAUACUAAUUUUUCCUCCAUGAUGUAACUUCCAUGUUGGGACCACUGGUUGGGGGCCUGUGCGAGCGCUGGCAUUGUAUUCCAGCAAGGCUCAGGAUGUCCUGUUGGGGGGGUUAGGGGUUGGACAGCAGCAGAGGUGUAGGCGCAUAAGUGAGUUGCGUGCGUUCAAUGGUGAUGACUCGAUGGUUUGGGCCCACUGACAGAGGAUCCCAGGACCACGUCCUUGCGCCGGAAUCCUCACUCGUUUUUUUUCCCUGGAUAUAUUUAAGUCUUGUUUUCUUUACUUCGAAAAUUUUGCUCGAUUGAGGAAAAUAUGACGCGAGCAGCAUUGGACGAAUGGUUCAACCGUCUGGUUCAAGGAUUGUGAUGAUUCCAAAUGGAGCUUUCUCUUGAAUAAGUUGAAGAUUCCAGGAUUCAGGAGUGAAUUUUAAGGAGGUGAACCAAGAGGACAAGCAGAGGCUUUCCGGCGAGAUCCACUCGGCAAUCGAAAAGUUGGCAUUCACCUUUGGCAAUGUAGUGUCUGACUUCCUUAUGGGAGAUGCGGAGAAUGGAUUGGGGCUCCCCCUCAGCAAGAGGAGCAGAUCUUUUGACAACCUCCCCCUGGAAUCUGGAGGAUCCGGCCCUGAGAAAGAUGAUCCGCCAGGAUCGCCACUGCGGGUGGAAGACGUGGACAGGACGCUGCUGCAGCAGGACAACGGGGUGGAGCUGGUGCUAGGCUACGCCAAGGCCUGGUCCAAGUACACCAAAGACGUGCUGGCGUGGGUGGAGAAACGUCUGAAUAUGGAUACCGAGUUGGCAAAGAGCUACUGCAAAAUGGCCGAAUCAGCAAAAACCCUCGCAAGUCAACAGGAGUUCAUGCCUUUCCGUGACAUCUACAUGGAUGCGUUCAAAAACGACAUCGAGUACAGCCAGCUGGUCAUCUGCACCACGGCUGUACUCCAAACCAACAAAUACAUGCGGCCGCUAGUGACUCGGAAAAACGAGCUGGACAAACUACGGAAGGAGAUGAAGGAGCAGUGGCAGAGAAAGCAGAAGAAAAUGCACGAGGCAGACAGCGCUCUGAAGAAGGCCCGGAUGCUGCAGGACCAGCGUCAGACGGAGUACGAAAAGGCCAAAGUGUCCACCCUCCGUCUGGAGGGGGAGCAAAUGGGCGGAGUCGCCGGUGCAGCAGCGGCUAAACUAGAGAAGCGGCACCGGCUGGAAGAGGAGGCGCUGCAGAAGGCCGGGGAAGCGAGGGAGCACUGCAGAGCUUGCCAGAUUGACGUCGAGGAGAAAAGGUUGGAUCUGGCCAACACCAAGAGCGAAAUCAUCACUCAGCUCCGAAAGAUGGUCUUUCAAUGCGACCUCACCCUCAAAGCCGUGACGGUGAACUGGUUCCAGCUCCAGCAGGCCCAGGCCGUGUCACGCCCCGUGGACCACCAGGGGCUGUGUGAAAAUGCUAAGCGCUACGAGCCCGGCCAACGCUACAUCCAGUUUGUGCAGAGCUUGUCCGACUCCCAUUCCUUGGAUUUGUCGUCGAGUGGAGGAAUGCCUCCUGCCAAGCGCACGCUCAGCGGAAGCCACUUGUCCUACAGUAACCUGUCGCAAGGUUCCGUCACGUCCGACCCCCUCGGUAUUGAUGAGGUGGACGGGUCCAACACCCAGCAAGCCAAGACCAGCACGGACAGUCAAGGUAUUUCUAAUCCUAUCAUUGAUUUAAAACAAAACAAAGCAAUCACUGAUUUUUUUUUCCAUGCAGCACUUCGGCUUCGGUCCAUGAAUUUGACGAUCCAGGGUGGCGGAAUGUGCAGCGACUCGGAAAGCGCAGGAGGGAGCAGCGAGUCCCGAUCCAUGGACUCACCCACUGCGAGUCCAGGAGACUUCAGGCGGAAAAUACCCAGAACCCCCUCCAUCGGCACCAUGUCGUCUGCAGACGACCUGGACGAGCGAGAGCCCCCGUCGCCUUCUGACAACGGCUUGAGUGAUCUGGUCAUGGAGGCCGCCAGCUCCCCGGGUCCGUUUCGGAACACCCAGAUGUCCAAAGCCGCUCAGACUCACAAGCUGAGAAAACUCCGAGCGCCCUCCAAGUGUCGAGAGUGUGAUGGCCUGGUGGUGUUUCAAGGAGCCGAGUGCGAGGAGUGUUCGUUAGCCUGCCACAAGAAGUGCCUGGAGAGCCUGGCCAUCCAGUGCGGCCACAAGAAGCUCCAGAGGAAGCUUCAUCUUUUUGGCGUGGACUUCACGCAGACCGCAAAGAACAGCCAGGACGGCAUUCCGUUCAUCAUCCGCAAGUGCACUUCGGAGAUCGAGACCAGAGCGCUCAACGUGAAGGGGAUCUACCGCGUCAACGGCGCCAAGUCCCGCGUGGAGAAGCUGUGUCAAGCGUUUGAGAAUGGCAAAGACCUGGUGGAGAUGUCGGACCUUUACCCCCACGACAUUAGCAAUGUGCUCAAACUCUACCUGAGACAGCUUCCGGAGCCGCUCAUCCUUUUCCGCUACUAUGACGACCUCAUCGGCCUGGCCAAAGAAAGCCAAAGUGGAAUUGUGGCAGAUUUGGAAGCAUUUCGCCUCAGUUCCUCCCCGGUGAUGCCGGCCCAGGUCAGCGUGGAGCUCAACCGCAUCCUCUUCAAGAUCAAGGACCUCCUGAGGCAGCUGCCGCACACUCACUACAAGACGCUGCAGUUCCUUAUUGAGCAUCUGCACCGGGUAACGGAGCGAUCAGAGGAGAACAAGAUGACGGCGAGGAACCUGGGGAUCAUCUUUGGCCCGACACUCAUCAAGCCGAGGCAGGCGGACGCAGACGUCGCCCUGUCCUCGCUGGUGGAUUACCCCUACCAGGCGCUCAUCGUGGAGCUCAUCAUCAGGCACUACCAGAUGAUCUUCGACGUCCCACUAAGUCCCGUGACGGGCAACUCCCCCACCGAGGUGUACGCUCAGCCGUUACCCGACGUCCGCCUUCCUCAGCAGGAAAAGGAGCAGAACCUGAGCAGGUACUCCAAGUCGGUGGGCGACAUCCAGGAGCUCAGCUCCAAGGACUUUAAGAGACAUUCCUCCACUCCUUCCCAUCAUUCCUUUGCCCACUUUCAGGACUUGGAAGGAAAUGGAUUUCAACCUGCAGAUGAACCGGAUUCCAAGGCCUGCAACGGGGUUUUAUCCACAAGUAGCACCGAGCUCUCCAAGCCGAGCGAGCGAGGCCUCUACCGCUCUCCGCACGUGACAGCCACCACCAGGGUGCAUCUGCGGCACCAUCGCCACAGGUUGACCUCCCGACCGGUGAGCAUGCCGGCGGAACAAAGCCACACCCGAGGCAGAGCGGACGAGCAUCCCAUGUGGACCAGCGCCGAUGACGACGAGCGGAAAGGCGACCACGGCAUCCAGGCCAUCCAAGAGGUGGAUGAAAGCGACACCAAGCUGCGGGCGGCCACGCAUCAUCGGAGCACGUUGAUCGACACCCAGACGUUGCGGAGAACUUGGGAUAAACAGUACAAGCACGAAGUUGCGUCUCGACCUGUUAAAAUCGUUUACAGCACGGACGUUAAAGCGGAAGAUGGAAGACCCCACGCGCCGUUAAGCUUGUCCCUUGAGGACUCCGGGGGGGCCGUGAGCACGGCCCAGGCCAACGGACCUUCCGACUUUUCAGCACGACCCGGCAGAACAUUCAGGGAAGGCAACAUUGCCAUGUUCAACAUCACGUCAAAGGGGUACCGGGCUUCCAGGACCCUCCAACCCCCGCCCGGAACUUUCUACAAGCCUCCAUCUGGGAGUAAAACCAAAUCCCUCCACAGUCCUGAAGACAAAGCGGCGGAGGGCGAGGACGACGAGGACGAAGUGGAGCUCGAGAUCGAGGUGUCUGUAGAUGAGCCUCACGAGGAGGGCGCUGAGGCGGAGCAGGCGGCCGCCUCGCCAUCCCAAAGCCCCGGUCCCGAGGAAGCGGGGCCAAACCAGGGCAGACCUGUUUUCCAAAGACUAAGGUCCAGGUGCCUUCAAGAGGUGGAACACCGAGAAGCUCAUUUUGUGUGAUCCAGUCUCACACUAACGUGCAUUAGAGACAAUUAAAAUACGUCUAGUAAGACUGGUGGUCUUGUGUGGAGAAGCGAAGCCCACUUUUUCAUACCAGGAUGCACUUAAAAUGUACAUUACCCCCCCGCGCCCCCCCAAGUAUAUCCUUGGACGAUCACUCGCUUAUCACACUGGCACCAGGUUGGACUAUUUAUAGACUUUAAAGCUGUGCAAUUGCAUUUUAUGUGAAUAGUUUGUAUAUGUUGUGUAUGUUUAUAUACCAAAAAGUAAAUAUAUUUGAAUAGUACAAUAGUGCAUGUAGCCACGAUACCCAAAUACAGGAAUCAUCAGCUUUGUUACCAUCCUCUAAACUCUUAUUCAGUUUUCUAUAAAGCAAUAAAACGACGUUGGUAUGGACAUACUGCCAUGGACCCUGCGCCGAUGCAGCCCACCGUACGGGCCGAGACGCCGGGGGCUCCAACACGCCAUGACGGUUGGGUUUAGUACAUUUUGAUAGCCAAAGCUGUUUUUGUAUUUGUACAGUUGUUCUCUGAAUAAGCUAAACCUGUCAUGUGUUUAUACCCUGGGGGGCCCCAUAAGGUGUUUGAAUCAAUAUUUACACAUUACCCUCCGGAACCAUUUGGGACUCCCGCUUAUAAACCAAAGUUAGGAAAAUGCACGUCCCAAAAAAAAAAAAGCAUCAGAAUCGAUUAUUUACCGAGUAUUUAAAAAUAUAUAUUGUAGAUGUUUCUUCCCCAUUUAAAACAUUAUUUUUAAAUACAAACUACGGCCUAAUUCUAAUUCUAAUAUUGUUGUUUUAGAAUUUGACAGUAUGAGGGGGACCAUUUUGGGACCAAAAGGGUAAAAAGUGUAACUUUUGUAUUUUGUAUGAUUCAAUGUAAAGCAACAAUUUUAAAAAGACAGGUACAUCUGAAGAAGCAUACUUUUGUAACUUAUUAAAUAUAUCUGGCAACUUC
Doryrhamphus excisus (bluestripe pipefish) is the source of this 5371-nucleotide messenger RNA. Lineage: Eukaryota; Metazoa; Chordata; Actinopteri; Syngnathiformes; Syngnathidae. The record is from RefSeq and is a predicted model, not a curated record.